AUGGCAGACAAAGGAGGUGCAUACGGCGCAAAGGCAGCAGACACCGACUUCAGACGCAAAUGGGACAAAGAGGAAUAUGCAGAACGUGCUAAACGGAAGGACAUGGAAGAGAGGGAACGAAUGCAAGAGAACGAAGAGCGCAUGCGACAAGGCGAGUCAGAACGGUUCUCGUUCAAUAAAAGCAAGAGACCUCGCAAAGGGGGCAAAAAAGAUGAUCUCCCAAAACCCACUGAGCUUAUGAAGCAACGAGAAGGCCCCCUCGAACUUGACAAGAACCUGAACAAGACCAUGGUUGUACAAAAUCCUGGCGGAAGGGGUCCAGGACAGCCGGGAUUCUACUGCGAGACCUGUAACAGGACCUACAAGGACAGUGUUGGAUAUCUGGACCAUAUCAACAGUCGAGCGCAUUUACGCGCACUGGGCCAGACAACCAAGAUUGCACGAUCAACACUUGCUCAGGUUCAAGCUCGCAUAGCCCUACUUCGCGAGAAAACCAAGGAGGCUGCCUCCGCUAAGGCGUACGACUUCGACAAACGUCUUGAGGAAGUGAAAGAGAAAGAAAGAGCACUGCGAGAACAGAGGAAGGCAGAAAAGAAGGCAGAAAAAGAGAAGGCCCGUCUCGCCUUGAUAAACGACUCCAACGAAGACAGCGAUAUGGCAGCCAUGAUGGGCUUUGGUGGCUUUGGCUCAACGAAGAAAUGA
Molecule: messenger RNA, 702 nt
Organism: Cyclocybe aegerita
Lineage: Eukaryota; Fungi; Basidiomycota; Agaricomycetes; Agaricales; Hemipholiotaceae
Source: the annotation of a GenBank genome assembly